This is a messenger RNA of Prorocentrum cordatum, 1394 nucleotides long. Lineage: Eukaryota; Dinophyceae; Prorocentrales; Prorocentraceae. The record is from the annotation of a GenBank genome assembly.
AGUUUUGGCUCCAGCUGUCUUGCGGCCACCAGUGCUGCAGUGCAUGGCCGCUGGCACCCCAAAGUGGGCAGCGCAGGAGCCGGGGGGCAUGCUCCCGAGUCGUAGCGCCAGCGCUCGCUUCCAGCCCCGCUCAGCAGGUCCAGUCAGCCCUCGGCUCGCAACUGCAACGCGCGAGGACGUGCGAUUGGCGGUCCAGGAGGGCGCAUGGCAGCUGCAGCGCCACGUGGAUGCGCAGGUGCAGCAGCUGCUCGAAGCGGUGCACUCCCUGGAAGGAUCAGUCCAGCGCCAGAGCGCGUUGCCGCACGCCACGAGGGGGCCGACGCUGAAAGCCGCUCCGCAGUCGCUUGAGAGCAUGGGAGGUGCGGGCCCAGCUCACCAGCCGGUCUCCAGCGGGGAGCGCGAGACGGACGCCGCCCUCGGUGGAGCCGGUGGCCGACGCCCGCCAGACGCCUCGCGCGCGAGCCCGACGCUCCUCGGCUCCGCCGGUCGGUCUGCUUCCGUCUACAGCGUGCAGGACGAGAGCCUGGCCCAGGCCGGGCGCAAGGCGGGGCCCCUGCCGCCGCUCGGCGGCAGCUCCGAGAGCAACGGGGAGCGGCAGGCCCCGAGGCGCCGCCCUUCGGCGCGGCCCACGUACACGUCUCGGCGCAGCCGCUGCAGCGCGUCGGUGCUGGGCAUCGAUGAGGUCGUGGGCAUCACCGAUUCCGAGAGGGAGGCGGAGAGAGAGAAGGAGAGGCAGGCCAAGCUGGGCCUAUCCCACGCGCUGGGCAUGGGCAAGAGUAUCACCGGGCGGCGCUCGUUCGAGGAGAUCACGAACAAGGUGAACGACUACCAAAGCACGGAGAAGAAUUGCAUCCAGCGGCUCGUCGAGAGCACCAGGUUCGAGCUGCUGUCUGCGGCUGUCAUCCUCGCGAACGUGCUUACCAUGGGUAUCCAGGCGAACCUUCGCGUCCGCGACCCGCAUCCGUCUUGCGACUUGACGUGGCACUUGGUGAACCUGUGCUUCAGCGUCUUCUUCGUCGUCGAGCUCGCUCUACGAUUGGGGGCCUUCGGCCGGAGGUUCCUGCGGGGGAAGGACAAGGGCUGGAACCUGUUCGACAGCAUGAUCGUCGGGUGUGGUGUCCUCGAGGAUCGGUGCCAGGAACAUGCCCACUAUACUAUGUAAUGCUUGUUCGCCACGUAGUGGCAAACGGCGCCCCAAACACAGUGUAUAUCUUUCUGGGUCAGCACCUGUCGCCCAGAGAGCCGUCAUGGGAAUGAUGCACUAUACGUUGCCCAGUGGCGUAUCUGCGAGGCCCCAUAGGAUAGGGCCCUGAUGCCUCUGUGUAUAUACGCGCGGUUUCCAGAGGAGCUCGUGCAGUGGUGCAUAGUUCUGCAGGGCAAGUGCGACCCCGCCG